Asterias rubens (European starfish) is the source of this 1924-nucleotide messenger RNA. RefSeq names its product trimeric intracellular cation channel type 1B.2-like. Gene Ontology annotation, molecular function: potassium channel activity; identical protein binding. NCBI's taxonomy places the organism in Eukaryota, Metazoa, Echinodermata, Asteroidea, Forcipulatida, Asteriidae. Gene Ontology annotation, cellular component: membrane. The record is from RefSeq and is a predicted model, not a curated record. The transcript is spliced from 6 exons. Gene Ontology annotation, biological process: potassium ion transmembrane transport. The coding region runs from base 165 to 983 and encodes 272 amino acids.
CCCCGGCCGGCCAGGUACGAUUUUAAUGUCAGCUGAGUUUUCAACAUUCCACUGCUCGUGCUAUUUCGACCUCAAGCUGUUCACAAAAGUUAUUUUUGUUUUCUCCAUCGCUGCUUGAAGUAGGUGCAAGUGCGGUCAUUGACUGAUCUUCAUUCUGUUCCAAGAUGGCAUCUUCAUAUUACGACACUGUCGUGUCCUACGCAGACUUGUACGACACCAUUCCUAUGUACCCACUGUUCGAGUUGAGCCACUACAUUCUCAUGAUUCUUGCUGUGAGGAGUGACUUUCGUAACGGUUCUAAGCAUCUAGCCCAGACCAACCCCCUGGUGUGCUGGUUCUGUAGUAUGCUAAGUAGCUUUGCAGGAACAUUCAUGGCCAACUUUCUACUUGGUCAGCCAAUACUGGCUCCGUUUAGUAAUCAGUUCAACAUUGGAUUGGCAACGGCUGUGUGGUACCUCAUCUUCUACUGCCCGGGAGACAUCUUCUUCACUAUUGUGUCUUCGUUUCCCGCCCAGCUUGUCUUCAUCCCGCUCAAGGAAGUACUACGUAUGAGAAAGAUUGCAGCAGGUGUGGCGCAGGCCGCUAUCGUGUACCCAAGUAGCUUCUUGGUCAUGCUGAUCAUUGGCACAGUCAAAGGAACUGGCAGUUUGCAAAUGAGGAACAUUGAGAGGUUGCUACGGGGAUCCACCGGCCCUUCAUCCAAUCAGCUGACAACACCAUCCAUCACCAUGAAGGCUGCGAUCAUUAUCAGCCUUCUGAUGGUUCUACAGCGCUACGCCAUCUUGCCCAUCCCACUCGUCUUAUUACAACUCUGCUGCAUGAUGGUCCUCACCACCGUCAAGCUUUCAAUGCUGUUUGGCAUGCGGGAUCCGUUCGAGCCAGUAGAGGGCGUGCUCCGUCCAGUCCUGUUCGGUAAGAAACCCAAGGAGUCUGGAGCUGCGAAGAAGGCCAAAGAAACCGAGAAUAAGAACAAGAAAGAGUGAGUCCGGUCAGAGGUCAUCUGGAAAGUCAGGGGGAGGAUAUCUUGCAAAAAAGACGGGUUGGCCUUUAAGGUGUCGUACUUUUUACACAAGGUAACAUAAUCAAAAUGAGGCUGGGUGUGGAAAUAGGAUGGAUAUUGUAUUCAGCAGAAACUUUCUCAGGGGACUAUAUAUUGUAUCAUUAUUGACAAUUUGGCCUUUAAAUCUGUAUUAAGUUGACAAAACAAGGACUAGAAAUCAAAAAAGGGGUAUGUCUACAACUCAGUACUAACUCAAUAUUUGUUUUUUCAAAUUUCCACAAAGUGAUGUAUGUGUUUAGGAACUUAUUCCUAAUUAAAACAUAGGCAUUGUAGUACUACAAACACAUAGACAGUUCUGUACAAACACUCUGCUAGAGUCAAACGUCACACCAAUGUUUAGUUUAACUAAAAAAGGGUGGUUGCAAACUAACUUUAAAGAUAACCAUUAACAAUCAGCCAAAACAUUUUGUGUUUUUCUUUUUAUUGUACUAUUAUAAUAUUAGUUGGUUUGUUUUAAAAUCAAUUUUGUGAGGGUUACAUUGUUUGUUGCCUGUCAAUUUGCCAAGUUUCCAUCAAGGCUGUCAAGCAUAACCAACCCGCUUAUAAAACGCUCAGAAUACUUGUUAAACAAUUGUUUAUGAAAGAUUGUCUAUCACCACAGGGCCGAACAGCCACUACCUCAAAUAUAGGGCUACACUUUGCUGACAUUCAAGAGAACUGCCACCAGGGGCAGGUUGCCACCUACUCCUGGGGCUAAAACAUUAUUACCCCUGGGUAAUCAUCCACUAGGAGCAUGCAUGGCUGGAAGAGCAGAAUGCACUACCUUCCAAACUUUUUACAGAGCAGUUAUGGCCGUCGAUUUCACAAAACCUCUUCCUAACUUAAGACUAGCUUUAGGACUUAGGACGAGUCCCAACCCUCCAC